CAUGCGUCAGUAGCUUUCAACUGAGCAGUGAAAUAUGGCCAUUCUUCCAUUUGACAAAAGAAAGGUGGGACUAGUGCUCAUAGCAGCUGCUGUAGUUUUUGUCAGCGCCCUAGUGAUAACCAUGCUAGUGAUAUCCUUCGGCAGUGAAAUUUUGAACGAUGCUGAAAUGUUCGCUGGCCGAGAUGUACUCGAUGAGGUGCCACUGAUCGAUGGACACAACGAUCUGCCCUUCAACAUCUACAAACUGGAGCGAAAUCUGCUGACAAACUUCGACCUGGACUCGAACCUUAAACUGCACCCUGUUUGGGGUCACACAAACACCAGCCACACGGACCUACCACGAAUGCGUCAGGGAAAACUUGGGGCUCAGUUCUGGGUGGCCUACAUUCGGUGUGCCGAGACCCAAUACCGAGACGCCGUUGCGCGAACCAUGGAACAAAUCGAUGUGGCUAAAAGAAUUAUUGCUAGGUACCCCAAUGACCUCAAGUAUGUAACUACAUCGGACGGAAUCAUGGAUGCGUUCCAUGAGAAAAAGAUAGCUUCUUUGCUUGUAGUGGAAGGUGGUCAUUCGAUUGACUCGCGCCUUGCGGUGUUGCGAAUGUUCUACGAGCUAGGCGUUCGCUACAUGACUUUAACUCACUCGUGUAAUCUUCCCUGGGCGGACGCCUCACCGAUAGAUGAAAUGAAGGAUGCCACGAUGAAUAAUUUGUCGACCUGGGGUCGUAAUGUGUUAUGGGAGAUGAAUCGUUUGGGGAUGAUGGUGGACAUUUCCCACGUUAGCUACGGGGUUAUGAAGGAUGCCAUCGAAUACAGUAAGGCUCCGGUUAUUUUCAGUCACUCAUCAUCAUAUGCGGUUUAUCAACACCACCGGAACGUUCAUGAUGACGUGCUAGCGAAGAUGGUCGAAAAUGGUGGGAUUGUUAUGGUUAAUUUCUAUCCUGCGUUUGUCGGUGGCAAAAGCAUUGACGAUGUUGUUAAGCACUUAAAUCACAUCAAAUCUAUUACCGGUCCGAAUCACAUUGGAAUCGGUGGAGACUACGAUGGAGUUGCUGACACUCCUGAAGGAAUGGAAGAUGUUUCCAAGUACCCGGAACUAUUCGAUGCAUUGGCAGCGGGAAAGCUGAGGUCAGGUGAACCAUUCACUCCUUGGACGAGGAGCGAGCUGCGCCAGCUGGCUGGACUGAACUUGCUGAGAGUCUUCAAAGUUAUUGAACAAGUUCGAGAUCAAAUGAUCGAUGUGCCCCCGUACGAGGACAUUAUACCAUAUGCGGAAUUCGAGAGGGCAGGUGUAGCGGAUCAACCCUGUAUGAGUGAUAUGAAUGUGCAUAAAGAAUAAAAAUCUUAAUUCUAAUCAGCCAUUAUGAAUUCAAAACGAAUAAA
Messenger RNA from Toxorhynchites rutilus septentrionalis, 1380 nucleotides. Its product is annotated as dipeptidase 1-like. The transcript has 4 exons. The coding region runs from base 35 to 1336 and encodes 433 amino acids. Gene Ontology annotation, molecular function: metallodipeptidase activity. Gene Ontology annotation, biological process: proteolysis. The record is from RefSeq and is a predicted model, not a curated record. NCBI's taxonomy places the organism in Eukaryota, Metazoa, Arthropoda, Insecta, Diptera, Culicidae.